Molecule: messenger RNA, 2884 nt
Organism: Porites evermanni
Lineage: Eukaryota; Metazoa; Cnidaria; Anthozoa; Scleractinia; Poritidae
Source: the annotation of a GenBank genome assembly
AUGCCUCAAAGGAAUUAUAGAAAGCGCCGUGAAACAGAGGAAGAGGGCGAUGAACAGCACGAGCCAGCCUCAGUGACCGACGCGAUCGAGGAAAGAAAAGAACUGCAGGGAUUUCGGAAGAAACGAGGCGGUGUAUCGGCGGCUGCGCUGGCUUUAGGAAAAAAACUUGCCCCAGAAGAAGAGGUAGAGAGUGAUCCUUUUAAACUGAAGACAGGAGGACUUGUGGAGUUGAACAGCUUGAUUCAGGAUAGAAAUAGGGACAGAGAAGGGGAAGACAAAGAAAAGUCUAUCAACUUAGGAGCCAAUUUUGCGGCCGAGACGAACAGAAGAGAUGAAGAUACGCACAUGUUAAAGUACAUUGAAGAAGAAAUGGCCAAACGAAAAGGCGUUCAACUCGAGAAGACUGUUCAGAGCAAGUAGGUAUUUAUAAAACGCUGGUAUUUGAUAGAGCACAUUGCUUGUACAUUUUGUUUGAACGUUGUCACUAAGCAGCCAUUCGAAAGAGUAUAAAACGAAUGGCGCGUUUUAAACUCUUUUAGAGAUUUAAUGGUGGUUUCAGUAUCAAAGGUAUUAAUAGGGAGCUUAUGCAACCACAAUGGUGUCAGCAAUAGACAGUAUAUGUAUUCCCCGAUGGCCAUGGGACAAGAGACUUCUCAGCAUGAUUACUCGUCGCAAGACCGUCGAGGAAUACGAAUAUUGUCUAUUAAAGAUGUCAAUCAAAAAAAUGGAUUCACACUAUUUCAGACUUCAUUGCUAUUAUUCCAUCUUGUCCAGUUUGUCAAUUGUACCGGGCAUACAGUAGUUAAUACGUAAACUGAUAAUCAAUAGCAAUUGUUAGUUAAAGAUAUCAUUCUUCAGUGGAUUGAGUGGACAUGCAAAAAUCUAUGAAAACUAAAGAAAAAAAGGGAAUGCUAUGAAGACUGAGCCUGGAAUAGUUGCUGAAGUCAAAACUGAAAUGUGUUAAGCUAAAGCUAGUCUCAUUGGUUGUACUUGCCAGAUAGCAUUGUCAUGUUCAGUUUAACUGAACCAUAUACUCGUCAAGAUUAUUCCUUGUUAUCAAUAGUACUACUCCCUAAAACAUCAAAGAGGAAAUUUCAUUCAGUAAUAGUGUAGUGACAGCAAAGGCUUGUACGAAAAACUGUAAUGUGUGUGCAGAGUUGCUGUUUUGUUUAUUGAAUGUACAUGUACUACUGUUUUAAAGUUCUCAUUUCUGUUGCUAUUGCAGUUGCAUAAGCUCCUUAACCCUUUAAGCCCUGGUAUCCACGUAGAAAUUCUCCAAACUGAUCUCCUUACAUUUCUUUAAAGAAUUAGUUGUGAGAAUUUGAUAAUAGAUCAAGGCAUUUUCUCUUGGGUGAUCAUUUUUUUUAUUCUCAUAACUUAUCUCUCGACAGUGUAUGGAUAUUGUCAGGAGAAAAUUGAUCUUGGUCACUGUUGAGACUUAAUGGGUUAAUGGGAAAAAUUGCCAGACUGAGACUGUGUGGCAUAUUCUCAACAGUGCUAUGAAUACUAUGAGUGACUUUUACUAUGUUAAAUUAUUGUAAAAACAAAUGGCAAUAAACAGGUGGGAAUUAAGAAGUGAUGGUUUUGAAGUGAAGUUUCGAAUUGAUAGGUACAAGUUGCAACUAUUAUUUUUAUGUAGUUUUCUCAUCUUAUGUUGUUUUUUUUUAACGUGUAGUUUUAUUUUCAUUUGAGAAGAUUAAUGAUGACUGAAAUUCUUUACAGACCUAAAUCGAAAGAAGACUUGUUGUAUCAAGUUCCAGAAAACAUCAAUGUAAGGUCAAAGAUAAUGGCUUCAGAAGAGAUGCUGUCCAAUCAGAUGCUAUCUGGAAUCCCUGAAGUGGAUCUUGGCAUUGAAGCCAAAAUACUAAACAUUGAGGCCACUGAAGAAGCCAAGCAGAGAGUGUUAGAGGAACAGCGGAAUAAGAAAUCAAGAGGUCCUACUGAAAUGGUGCCUACUAACAUGGCUGUGAAUUUCAUGUUACACAGUAGAUGUAAGUUUCCUUUUGUAUAAUGGAAUCUCCCUGUAUAUUUUAAUGUAUAAGGGUGAAAUAUUGGUGGGUGUUUAUUUAUGUGAUUGGAAGAUUUAGUAGUAAAGACAAUGCAAUGUCAAAAGUGAAAGCACCGUAAAAGGUCUGAACCUGAUUUCUAUUGCUUGACUUGGUGUUCCACCAUUGGUCAGUUUUAAGAUUUGCUUGCACCAUCCUUGUCUUUGUAAGAAAGGUCUAUUUCUGGAUUAAUUAUCAGAUGUCAUAGCUCUUACAAGGCCUUGCAAUAUUGCUUGAGAAAUUAAUAAACUAACAAAGAUUACAAUUAAUGGAAACUACACUGUAGCCCUAAGACAGAAGAGCUUUGACACGAAGAGGUCCAAUUAAAUGAGAUUGUAAACUAAUAGAGAGUUGUGACACUACCGUAGAGUUCCGAUAGUAGCGACCCUCGUUACUUUUGGAAUUAGCAGCCUUUGGGGGUCGCUUCUUUCGGGAUUUACUAACGGCCACAAAAAAUUGACGUUAAUUUCGGGGGGUCGCUACUUUUGGGAGGUCGUUACUAUCGGAACUUUAUGGUACUACAAUAACUAUUAAAUUAAAUAUACAUUGUAUCAACCCUUACUAACAGAAUAAACCAUAACUGGUUUUCAGUUUUUGAUGAGCAAAAAGUCAUUGAUGCUGAAAGUAAAAGAGCUGCAGCAGCAAAAGACAAGGCACAGGAACAAGAGAAAGCAAUCAACAAAGCAACGGUGAAGGCAAAUGAUUCUGCUACAGUGCCAAGUAGAUCAGAACCUAUACCAAGCAAGAAAAGAACUGGUGAUAAGGCUGAAAAGGCAACUGAUGACUUCUUCUAUGAGAAAUUUAGGAAGCGUGCUCGAGAUUCAUGGAGAUAUCAGUAA